UCAAAAGCAUUGGGCUUAAUAUGUUUAAUAUGGAGAUUAAAGCUUCAAUGAAUCUUUCUCUCUCUCUUUUUUUUUUUUGCUGCGCAGGCCCGUGUGGAGGAAUGCACCCUUCACGCUUCGCUCUCCCCUCCCUCUCUGUGACGCGCAGAGGAGAACCAGAGGAACAAGCCCUCUCUGGGACAGAGAGAGGGAAUGGGGGAAGCUGAAAUGGAUAAAGAGGGAGACAGGGAAAUAUUGUAGUGACGAGAAGAGGCGUGCCAAUAAUCAAGGAUUUUGGAUGAGGGCGCGCGUCUCGGCGAGCACAUGGGAAGGCACCGGAUUAAUCACGCAGCGUCACGGAGCCGCUGUUAGAGAAAAGGGGCUCCCUGAGGUGCUGCCGCUGGUGUUUAUUCUGCCCCCGUCCUGGUCUGACAGAGCUGGGACGCUGAAACUUCUGAGGGACAAACAGAAAAGUUCGUACGGAUUUACGAGUUCGCGCAGUCGGUGACUUUCGUCAGGAUGCAGGGCCUGAGCUCCCGUGCUCAUGCGUUUUCGGUGGAGGCGCUGGUGGGGAAACCCUGCAAGAGGAUGAAAGUAUCGGAGGGACACGAGUCAAGUUCAGCUGGAGACACCGGCAGUGACAGGGACAUGUUCACCGGUGCGCACGAACAUAACGCCACCCAGUUAAAGAAGGCAGCGAGGAGGCCCGAGGAUACCCCGUGUGACACCCCGUGUGACCCGCAGAGACAGGCCGUCAGAUCAGGGGCCGAGGACUCCGAGCCGGGCAGCGAGGGCAACAAGCCGAAGGAGAGCGACUGCCGGUCAGAGAGAGAGGUCCGAGUGGAGCUGCAGGGCUCCGAGCUGUGGAAGAGAUUCUACGAAAUCGGCACCGAGAUGAUCAUCACUAAGGCUGGCAGGAGAAUGUUUCCUUCUGUGCGCGUAAAAGUGCGCAAUUUGGACCCUUGCCAGCAGUACUACAUCGCAAUGGACGUUAUGCCCGUGGACUCCAAACGCUACAGGUACGUUUACCACAGCUCGCAGUGGAUGGUGGCUGGAAACACGGACCACUCCUGCAUCUCUCCCCGGCUCUACGUGCACCCGGACUCGCCGUGCGCAGGAGAGACGUGGAUGCGUCAGGUCAUCAGCUUUGACCGGGUCAAACUCACCAACAACGAGAUGGACGAUAAGGGACAUAUCAUUCUUCAGUCGAUGCAUAAAUACAAGCCACGUGUGCACAUCAUCCGCCACAACCCUCGGAUGGACUUGUCUCAGAUCCAGUCGCUGCCUGCUGAAGGAGUGCACAGCUUCUCCUUCCCAGAAACUGAGUUCACCACGGUGACAGCCUACCAGAACCAACAGAUCACAAAACUGAAGAUCGACAGGAACCCCUUCGCCAAGGGCUUCAGAGAUCCAGGAAGGAAUAGGGGAGUGUUAGACGGCAUAUUGGAGUCAUAUCCUUGGAGAGGCCCUCUCAGCUUGGACUUCAAGCCUUUCACCAUACAGUUCCAAGGGAGCUCGGGGUCGCCGACCGGCAGCGUGAAGAGCCUCCUCCCUCUCUCCUCAUCUUCGUCCCUUCACCCCUUCUCCGUCUCCUCGCUCGGCUGCCAGGACGCCGCUCUCCGCACCCUCACCCUCCCCCUCUUCGCCAAGACGUCCACCGCCUCCGCCGCCAUCUCCCCGGUGCCCGGCAGGGCCUUCUCCUCCCUGGGGGUCGACAGACUGAGAGGCCUUCCUCCGCUGCCUCCGCUGGCAGACCUCCCGCUCUUCUCCGCGCUGCACAGCGGGAAGAAACCUCCCCACUGCAGGGACCCGUGUCCGCACGGGUCCCCGGGGGGCUCCCCCUGCCUGCUCCCUCUCCACAGCCCCGUCGGCCCCCAGGGGUCUCCCCUGCUCCCUCAUCUCUCCGACGCCGCCGCCGCCGCCUCCUACUGUCUCUACCGCUACAGCUUCCCUCUGAGCCCCCAACUCACAGCGAUCUCCCGAUCUCACGUCAAACUAGCCGAAGACUCCACAGACUGUCUGCUGCGCCAGUCUCCGUGGCACCCGACCACCAACCACUGCCUCUGACAGCUGGACCGCACUUGCGGGCUCCGGCCCAUUGAGAGUAACAAGCCAAAGCUUAAUGCAACAAAGCAGAGAGAGGGCAUAUUCACUUUUCGAGUGAGGAAAAAUGUGACUGCGGAGGACCUUUUUGUAUUUAAAAGCUACAUCGUGUUGGAUUUACCAGCACAAAAAAAUGAUCCCAAAGAAGCCCUUCCACAGUAUAUGCACAUUCAGCAAAAGAAAAGAAAAAAAAAACGCAGAAAACACACACAUUUCUGCUCACGCAGGAUAUAGAUUUUAGUUUGGGACAGAAAGUUUUAUCUGCCUUCUCAGAAUCUCCCUCGGACAACUCAGUCCCGCAGUUUAUGUUCUCCGAGGACUGUAACGCUCUUGCGAAAGAGAUCAGCUAUAGGACCUGAGGUAUGUAAUGCAACUAUUAUUGAACAUGACAGUGACUGUUAAAUGGACCAUAAGUGCCUAUUAAAGUAUUUUUCAUGCAUUUUGCAAAAAUCAAA
This is a messenger RNA of Mugil cephalus (flathead mullet), 2537 nucleotides long. RefSeq names its product T-box transcription factor 22 (gene tbx22). The transcript has 8 exons. Gene Ontology annotation, molecular function: RNA polymerase II cis-regulatory region sequence-specific DNA binding; DNA-binding transcription factor activity, RNA polymerase II-specific. Lineage: Eukaryota; Metazoa; Chordata; Actinopteri; Mugiliformes; Mugilidae. The record is from RefSeq and is a predicted model, not a curated record. Gene Ontology annotation, cellular component: nucleus. Gene Ontology annotation, biological process: regulation of transcription by RNA polymerase II; positive regulation of DNA-templated transcription; cell fate specification. The coding region runs from base 499 to 2046 and encodes 515 amino acids.